CAAGACUGAAAUUUAAAAGGCUCAUAUCCUAGUGCCGUAGGGGAAAUGGACGACGAACUUGUCCUAAACAUCGCCGAGGAUGCAUCUUCUGGACCCGCAAAGCUAGCAUCGAAAAAAUCUGGUCGCUGGACGGACAGGUUGAAGGCCAAACGAGUCCAGAAACGCAGGACUGACCAGCAGUCUGAUCAUCCUGGCAGUGAUGACGAUGAUAACCCUCGUCCUGCGAAGCGGAUGCGGCAGGACAAGUCCAUGCCUGCUUCCAAAGCAAUUUCUGCAGCGGACCGUCCAGCACUUCCACCCAAGCCUCCGACUCAGAUAAUAUCUUCUCUGUUCUCAUACAACCCUAAGGUCGAAGCGCCUACACCCUCCGUCCAAAAAGCACCCUCUAAACCAAGUAAUGCACCAUUAACUGGUUCAGCUACGUUCGCAGACUUGGGUCUUCACCCUCUUCUCGUUGCUCAUCUACAGUCCAAGAUGGGUAUAACAAAACCAACAUCUAUUCAACGCGCCGCCCUUCCUAUUUUUACGAACCCCUCUUCCGAGGACAUGAAUGCCCGAGACGUAUUCAUACAAUCGCAAACUGGUUCCGGAAAGACCAUGUCGUUCCUCCUACCUAUAAUCCAGGAUCUUCUCCCCCUCAGCACACACUCUUACAUCGACCGCUCGAUAGGAACACUCGCUAUCAUCAUCGCACCUACUCGUGAAUUGGCAAAGCAAAUUUCCGACGUCCUAGAGGCGGUAUUGACACUAAAGCUGCGUGCAGAAGGCGAACAGGAGGACGCAGAGAGCUCUACACGUUAUACCCGAUGGUUAGUUUCCGGCUUGCUGAGCGGAGGCGCAACUCGUACGCACGAGAAAGCGCGUCUACGGAAAGGUGUACCCAUUCUUGUCUCGACGCCAGGUCGACUACUAGAUCAUCUGCAAAAUACAUCUUCUUUCAAUGUUGGAAAAUGCAGAUGGCUUGUACUGGACGAAGCGGACCGCUUGAUGGAGCUUGGUUUCGAAGACACCAUAAAAGGGAUCAUACAGGGUCUGGAUGGGAGGAGGAAGCUCGCAUUCCAAGCCGUUCAAGACGGUAAGACCUUCGAGGUUGGAGGGUGGGAUUGGGAUCGGCAGAGGCGGACAAUCCUUUGUUCAGCUACUAUCCGUGAAGAUGUGCAGAAACUCGCAGGCACUACUCUGAUACGGCCGCUGGUAAUCAAAGGCCUCGACAAGGAGAAACCGGAGGAUGCGUCUAAAUCCAACCUUGAAAACGAGCCAGCCACCACCAGUACCGAAAAGUUCACCCCACCGUCACAACUCUCCCAGAAACAUGUAAUCGUGCCCCUCAAGAUGCGUCUUGUCGCACUGGUCGCACUUCUCCGCUCUUUGCUGGCACAGACACAAGGACAGAAGGGGUCGAAAAUCAUCGUAUUCCUCAGCUGUACAGACUCCGUGGAUUUUCACUGGCGCUUGCUAGGCGAUUCAUCAAUGGAGAGUGAAAAAGCUGAACGUACCGAGUCCGGCGAAGACAAGAGUGAUGACGAAGAUGAUGAGGGAGACGAAUCUGUUCAAGAGGAGAAAGACAAAGAGGAGAACAAAAUCGCUGCUCAUUCCCCGCUCCUUCCAGGUGCCUCAAUAUUUCGUCUUCACGGCUCCCUACCCACGCCCAUCCGUCUCGCCUCCCUACGCGGAUUCUCAGCUACACCUUCCUCAAAAUCGAAACAACCUGCUGCCACGUCCUCCAUCCUCCUUUGCACAUCCGUAGCGUCCCGUGGUCUUGAUCUACCCCUUGUUCGCGCAGUCAUACAGUACGACCUGCCCACUGAAGGUGGUGCGACUGAAUACGUGCACAGAGUGGGCCGGACGGCACGUGCAGGUAAGGGCGGCGAGGCUUGGAGUAUUGUUGCGCCCAGCGAAUCUGAAUGGGUGAAAUGGGUGGAAGGGAAGAUGCGUGGGGAUAUGACGGGAGAUAAUGAUGAUAAGCCCAGCGCAGAUAAAGUCAACAUUACUCUUGAAGGCGCAAGCAUCGAGGGCGUGCUAGCGAAGGGCUUUGGCGGCAAAGGCACCGAGUACGAGGCACGUGCGACAGAAGUACAACUUUCUUUCGAACGUUGGGUCUUGCGUCGUAAAGAGAACGCAGAACUCGCUCGGAGAGCAUUCACUUCGCACAUGAGAGCAUAUGCGACCCACCCGUCGAACGAGAAGCACAUCUUCCAUGUCCGACACCUUCACUUCGGACAUUUGGCAAAAGCAUUCGCACUGCGUGAGGCGCCGAAGACGAUUACUGACGGAAAGAACAAAAAUUCCAGUGCAUCCAAAAGUCGUGGCUCACGUCCUGCUAAAUCUGCAAAGUCUACAAAGCAGCAUGAUGUCGGUGAUGCAGAGCAACGGAUGCAAGAUAUUGUUCGUGCGCAGGGCCGGUUGUCGAAGCAGGGUGGCAAGAUGAUGAGCAGUGGGACAGACGAGUUUCAGAUUGCAUCAGGCGCUGCCUUGAAUUCACUUGUUCAUGGCUAUCGAAUGUAGUCAGACAGAGGGCUUUAAGUUGACCUACUUCUAUAGCAUGCGAUUAGUGACGUGGUGCUCAUUACUAGGCUAUGAAAUACA
Messenger RNA from Suillus paluster, 2586 nucleotides. RefSeq names its product P-loop containing nucleoside triphosphate hydrolase protein. The transcript has 3 exons. The coding region runs from base 46 to 2505 and encodes 819 amino acids. Gene Ontology annotation, molecular function: ATP binding; nucleic acid binding; RNA helicase activity. The record is from RefSeq and is a predicted model, not a curated record. Gene Ontology annotation, biological process: ribosome biogenesis. Gene Ontology annotation, cellular component: nucleus. NCBI's taxonomy places the organism in Eukaryota, Fungi, Basidiomycota, Agaricomycetes, Boletales, Suillaceae.